GAAGUCCAGAAGCAUUCUGUGCACACACUUGUGUUCAGAUCUUUGAAGAGAACCCAUGAUAUGUUUGUAGCUGAUAAUGCCAAGCCUAUCCCGUUAGAUGAAGAAAGUCACAAAGUAAAGAUGGCAGUCAAGCUGCGUACAGAGUAUGGCUCAGUGUUACACAUGCCUACUCUUAAAGAAAACUUGAGAGAGAAAGGAGGCCCAAACACUGGGGAUCCUUAUGGACACAAACAGUAUUCUGGAAAUCAAGGACAAGAGCUUGAGUAUUUGAUAACUGGUACGCAUCCAUACCCACCUGGGCCUGGUGUGGCUCUUACAGCAGAUACUAAGGUCCAGAGGAUGCCUAGUGAAUCUGCAGCACAGUCCUUAGCUGUAGCACUUCCUGCUUCUCAGUCCAGAUUGGAUGCAAAUCGGACAGCUGCUGGCGUGGGUGAUAUUUACAGGCAUGCUGGAAUAUCUGAGCGUUCGCAGCCUCCUGGGAUGUCCGUGGCUAUGGUGGAAGCUGGUGGGAACAAAAAUUCUGCGUUAAUGGCAAAGAAGGCUCCAACCAUGCCCAAACCUCAGUGGCAUCCACCUUGGAAACUGUACAGAGUUAUCAGUGGUCACCUGGGCUGGGUGAGAUGUAUUGCAGUAGAACCGGGAAAUCAGUGGUUUGUUACUGGUUCUGCUGACAGAACCAUAAAGAUCUGGGACCUUGCUAGUGGCAAAUUGAAAUUGUCUUUGACGGGACACAUCAGUACUGUACGAGGGGUGAUAGUAAGUGCAAGAAGUCCAUACCUCUUUUCUUGUGGAGAAGACAAGCAAGUGAAAUGCUGGGAUCUUGAAUACAAUAAGGUUAUCAGGCAUUACCAUGGUCAUCUAAGUGCUGUCUAUGGUUUAGACUUGCAUCCAACAAUAGAUGUACUGGUAACAUGUAGCAGAGAUUCAACAGCACGAAUUUGGGAUGUAAGGACGAAAGCCAGUGUGCACACGCUAUCAGGACACACAAAUGCGGUAGCGACAGUGAAGUGCCAAGCUGCAGAACCACAAAUUAUUACAGGCAGUCAUGAUACUACCAUACGGCUCUGGGAUUUAGUGGCAGGAAAAACUCGUGUUACUUUAACAAAUCACAAGAAAUCUGUAAGAGCAGUGGUGCUACAUCCAAGACAUUACACAUUUGCAUCUGGUUCUCCAGAUAAUAUUAAGCAGUGGAAAUUCCCAGAUGGAAACUUCAUUCAGAACCUCUCUGGUCACAAUGCUAUCAUCAACACACUGGCUGUAAAUUCUGAUGGUGUUCUGGUCUCAGGAGCUGAUAAUGGCACUAUGCAUCUUUGGGACUGGAGAACUGGGUACAAUUUCCAGAGAGUACAUGCAGCUGUACAGCCAGGAUCUUUGGACAGUGAAUCGGGAAUAUUUGCUUGUGUGUUUGACCAGUCAGAAAGCAGAUUGCUAACUGCUGAAGCUGAUAAAACCAUAAAAGUAUACAAAGAAGAUGAUACUGCG
Cariama cristata (Red-legged seriema) is the source of this 1482-nucleotide messenger RNA. RefSeq names its product pleiotropic regulator 1 (gene PLRG1). Gene Ontology annotation, molecular function: protein binding. The annotation marks the transcript as partial. Lineage: Eukaryota; Metazoa; Chordata; Aves; Cariamiformes; Cariamidae. The record is from RefSeq and is a predicted model, not a curated record. Gene Ontology annotation, biological process: mRNA splicing, via spliceosome. The transcript has 13 exons. Gene Ontology annotation, cellular component: precatalytic spliceosome; Prp19 complex; catalytic step 2 spliceosome.